Messenger RNA from Stereum hirsutum FP-91666 SS1, 1562 nucleotides. RefSeq names its product clathrin adaptor mu subunit. Gene Ontology annotation, molecular function: clathrin-cargo adaptor activity. Bases 24 to 1334 code for a protein of 436 amino acids. Gene Ontology annotation, cellular component: clathrin adaptor complex; clathrin-coated vesicle. Gene Ontology annotation, biological process: vesicle-mediated transport; intracellular protein transport. The transcript has 8 exons. The record is from RefSeq and is a predicted model, not a curated record. NCBI's taxonomy places the organism in Eukaryota, Fungi, Basidiomycota, Agaricomycetes, Russulales, Stereaceae.
GCGACAAUCUUGGCAACAGUAAUAUGGCCAGCCUCAUAGCCAUCCUCGACCUCAAGGGAAAACCUCUCAUCCAACGCUCAUACAGAGACGAUGUACCAGCAUCUCAUAUCGAACGUUUUCUGCCUCUUGUUCUCGACAUAGAAGAGGAAGGGCAACAGGUUACCCCAUGUUUCUCUAACCAAGGCGUCAACUUCAUGCACAUCCGCCAUUCCAAUCUAUAUCUGCUUGCACUGAGCAGACGAAACUCGAACGUGGCGGAGGUCAUCUUAUUCCUACACCGACUGUCCCAGGUCCUCAUCGAAUACUUCAAAGAACUCGAGGAAGAAUCGAUUCGGGAUAACUUCGUCAUCAUAUACGAGCUCAUGGACGAGAUGAUGGAUUUCGGAUACCCACAAACAACGGAGAGCAAGAUCCUGCAAGAAUACAUCACACAAGAAUCGCACAAGUUGGAGAUACAAGUACGGCCGCCGAUGGCAGUUACGAACGCGGUAUCAUGGCGGUCAGAGGGUAUUCGGUACAGGAAGAAUGAAGUGUUCCUUGAUGUCAUCGAAUCUGUUAACUUGCUUGUCAAUGCGAACGGGAAUGUUGUUCGUUCUGAAAUCUUGGGUGCAGUCAAAAUGAAGUGCUACCUCUCCGGUAUGCCAGAGUUACGGCUUGGUCUCAACGACAAAGUCAUGUUCGAAACAACUGGGAGAACGUCUCGAGGGAAAUCCAUCGAACUCGAAGACGUCAAAUUCCAUCAAUGUGUCCGCCUGUCACGCUUCGAAAACGACCGCACCAUCUCCUUCAUCCCACCCGACGGCGAAUUCGAACUCAUGUCCUACCGAUUAUCCCAAACCGUCAAACCGCUGGUGUGGGUGGAAGCCGCCGUGGAGAAUCAUAAGGGCUCGAGGGUGGAGUACAUGGUGAAGGUCAAGGCGCAUUUCAAACGGCGCAGUACGGCCAAUAAUGUGGAGAUUUAUGUGCCCGUUCCCGAUGAUGCUGAUAGUCCCAAAUUCAGGACAUCUACGGGUUCAGUGACGUAUGCGCCAGACAAGUCAGCGUUCGUCUGGAAGAUCAAACAGCUCGCAGGCGCGAAGGAGUUCCUCAUGCGGGCACAUUUCGGCCUACCAUCAGUAAAAUCAGAGGCCGAUGUCGAGAAACGCGCCCCCAUCACUGUCAAAUUCGAGAUACCCUACUUCACCGUCAGCGGUAUCCAGGUCCGAUACCUCAAGAUCGUGGAGAAGUCUGGGUACCAAGCCCUGCCAUGGGUCCGAUAUAUCACGCAGAAUGGUGACGACUACAGUCUGCGGACGGCGCUCGAGAAAGGCAGCGCCCCGAUUGUACCGAUGUAGUAUUCGUUGUGUCAGUGGACUUUUGUUGUGGAGGCUGUGUUGCCCUUGUUUUUUUUCUCUGUGUUGUCGACGUGUUGAAUGAGUGUUUAACGUAUACGUUUGCUGGAAGAUGGGUGUGGUUAGGAUUUUGUGUGGUAUUUAUUGUAACUUCAUAGAUCACCGAACCAGGAAUGUGAGUGCAGGUGUCGACUAAUCUUCUUCAGAAAUUCGUCAAUAGACAGGAUUCGC